Molecule: messenger RNA, 2326 nt
Organism: Tupaia belangeri chinensis (Chinese tree shrew)
Lineage: Eukaryota; Metazoa; Chordata; Mammalia; Scandentia; Tupaiidae
Gene: SH3GL3
Product: SH3 domain containing GRB2 like 3, endophilin A3
Exons: 9
Coding region: 27-1070 (347 amino acids)
Biological process (GO): synaptic vesicle uncoating; endocytosis
Cellular component (GO): cytoplasm; presynapse; glutamatergic synapse
Molecular function (GO): protein binding
Source: RefSeq, a predicted model, not a curated record
CGCCGCCCCGGCCGGGCGCAGUCGCGAUGUCUGUGGCCGGGCUGAAGAAGCAGUUCCACAAAGCCAGCCAGCUAUUCAGUGAAAAAAUAAGUGGUGCGGAAGGAACCAAACUAGAUGAUGAAUUUCUUGACAUGGAAAGGAAAAUAGAUGUUACCAAUAAAGCUGUUGCAGAAAUUCUUUCAAAAGCCACUGAAUAUCUUCAGCCAAAUCCAGCAUACAGAGCUAAGCUGGGAAUGCUGAACACUGUGUCGAAGAUCCGAGGGCAGGUGAAGACCACUGGCUACCCACAGACGGAGGGCUUGCUGGGAGACUGUAUGCUGAAGUACGGGAAGGAGCUCGGGGAAGACUCUGCCUUCGGCAAUGCACUGAUAGAAGUUGGCGAAUCCAUGAAGCUAAUGGCUGAGGUGAAAGACUCUCUGGAUAUUAAUGUAAAGCAAACUUUUAUUGAUCCACUUCAGUUACUACAAGACAAAGAUUUAAGAGAGAUUGGGCACCACCUGAAAAAGCUAGAAGGCCGCCGCCUGGAUUACGAUUAUAAAAAGAAGCGAGUAGGUAAGAUCCCAGACGAAGAAGUCAGACAAGCGGUAGAAAAAUUUGAAGAGUCAAAGGAGUUGGCUGAAAGAAGCAUGUUUAAUUUUUUAGAAAAUGAUGUAGAGCAAGUCAGCCAGUUGGCCGUGUUUAUAGAAGCAGCGUUAGACUAUCACAGACAGUCCACAGAGAUUCUGCAGGAGCUGCAGAACAAGCUACAGAUACGAAUAUCAGCUGCUUCUAACCUCCCUAGGCGCGAGUACAAGCCCAGGCCCAUUAAAAGGAGUUCUAGUGAGCUCAAUGGGGUUUCCACCACCUCUGCAGCAAAAACGACAGGUUCUAACGUUCCCAUGGACCAGCCCUGCUGUCGUGGUCUCUAUGAUUUUGAGCCAGAAAACCAAGGAGAAUUAGGAUUUAAAGAAGGGGACAUCAUUACAUUAACCAAUCAAAUAGAUGAAAACUGGUACGAAGGGAUGAUACGCGGGGAAUCGGGAUUCUUCCCCAUUAAUUAUGUUGAAGUGAUCGUGCCUUUACCUCAGUAAACAUGUAACUCCAACUUCGGACAUACUUUCAUAACCGAAAUGAAUUCACACCCAUGUUCUCUCAGUGUGCUGUUCUGUGACAUCCUUGCUCUCUGACCAACUUAAUGACUUUUGUAUGUGUGUUCUCUUUAUAAUGUAUUUUGUACCUAUAAAUGAUUUUCUUGCCUCACAUGAAAAUAGGGUUUUCUUUUCUGCUGACCGUCCUAAAUGUCAUUGGUUCAGUGUACGUGCUUCAUGUUGCUAAAAAUAUCAAGAAAUUGCAUCCGUCGCAGUUAUGUCCAGGAACUGCCUACACUCCUCAGCUGCAAUGGAAUGCAAUGUUCGAGACUAAGAAUUGCUAAAUAUUUUGUUUAUUGACCUUAUGGAUGGCAUCUGGUCUUUCUUCAUCGUGUUUUAUGCUUCCCUGUGAAUAGCCCAAUAAAUCUGACACACUGUAUUGGCAAAAGGCCUUGGCUAUGUUGAAUGUUGAGUUGAUUUUUAAGGACAGUGUUCCAGCUCCAAGUGCCUGCUGUGCCCAGCAGAUGACCACUGAGUCACAGUGUGGAUGCUUCGAUGGCCGCUCCUGACUGACAUCAGCAGGCCCGAGCAUGGGCCCUCACUGUCCUGUGGACUCAGAUGUGGCACAUCUUCCCUCUGGCAGGUGAACAGAAAACCCUUCCACUUACUUUCAAGCUCAUUCAUGAAGGAGAGAGCCCGGCUCAAGCUUCUGUUGCUGCCAGGUAUCGAAAAGUUUUUCUGAGCAAGUCCUACUCUAGCUGCUGAAGAAGGAGAAAGCCAGGAGUGAGGCCCAGUGCCCAGUAACAGGGUCACUUGGGCUCGGUGAUGAGCCCUUGGCCUUACCCAGGGUAUGCAUGCGUCACGUGCUUUGGCCCACUGGGGUCCACAGUGACCCUGUCACAGGAGGGGCAUGGGCUAAUUCCCCUUUUUCAGAGGAGACUCAUUGACUUGUCCAGGAUCAGACCACCAAGUAGUGGCAGAGGCAGAAUUUGAACUCAGACCAUUUACGGUACUCCACUGCCCAUUUAAGUGUUACCCAGGUUACCUGGAAGUGAUUUACAAUUCGUAAAUCAUAUCCCGAGGUCGGUCAGACUGGUCACCUCCACCAGGAGACCUAAACCCUCCGUCUUCGGAGUCCAUGGUACAUUAGUAAAUUAAUGACAGCAUGCUUUUCCACCAGCUGCCUACACACACACCCUUCUCUAAAACAGUUGUACAUUCAGUGUCUACAAUAAAAUAAAUGAUUAGUGAUUAAUAAA